UCACUACAUGGAAGCUAUUUGCUUUUCUUCCGUGUGUUUUUACAGCUACUGAAAUGUUGGGAAUGUGUUACGUAUCGUCUAAAAGGUGUUCAUAAAAGACACCUGGCGCCAUGUGCGAAAUGAAAGUAAGACUACUUUAAAUCUGAAUCACAGUGGCUUCCUUUAUGUACUUAUGCUAGCAUGAUGAUGCAUUCAAAGACAUUCAGGUGCGGAUGAAAUUGUAAUUUAAAAGAAAGUCAUCUGCACUACGAAGGAAGGCGUGGUGGUGAGAGAAAAAAAAAGAACAAGCUGGAGAUAUCCGUGUCUCCUCCUGCGGAUUGACAGCAGCCGGGGCAGAGGCAGCAGCUGUGGGAUGUGUCCACGUCCGAGCACCGCCCUCUCACACCGGCUGACGUCCAGCAGUCAGUCACCCACCAGGCAGAACCUGUGACGGAAGUGUAUUUUAGUGCUGGACAUGUGAGUGACUUAUUUCAUUUGAUAGUAUCUAACGUGUUGUUAAAGUUGUGGAAAAGUCAUGGAAUGAAAACACCUCCACUGCAUUGGCUUUGAAACCAGGCAUGAUGUUGCGGGCCGAGCAGAGGGUGUAGCCACAUCUGGCAGAGCGCUUGCAAGAAGCACGAGCCUCGGCACACCCCAGCAUCUGCCGCAGUCUUGGAGAGAUGGGAGAGACGGAGGAGGAGAGGGACAACAAUGCGGGGAAGCUCUUUGAGGACUUCAUCCAGGCCUCCACCUGUAAGGGAACGCUACAGGCCUUCAAUGUCCUAUGCAGACAGCUGGACCUGGACCCCGCCGACCACAGCACCUUCUACUGCAGUCUGAAGGCCAAUGUUACCUCCUGGAAGGCGAAGGCACUAUGGAGCAAGCUGGACAAGAGGAUGUCCCACAAGGAGUACAACAAAGGUCAAGCAUGUGCUGGCACCAAGUGCCUCAUCAUCGGAGGAGGUCCGUGCGGUCUGCGUACAGCCAUCGAGCUAGCCAUGAUGGGCGCCAAGGUGAUGGUGAUUGAGAAGAGGGACUCCUUCUCCAGGAACAAUGUGCUGCAUCUUUGGCCCUUCACCAUUCAUGACUUGAGGGGUCUUGGGGCCAAAAAGUUUUACGGCAAAUUCUGUGCCGGCGCCAUAGAUCACAUCAGUAUUAGGCAGCUGCAGCUGAUCCUGUUGAAGGUGGCCCUCAUGGUUGGAGUGGAGUUUCACAUCAAUGUGGAGUUUGUCAAGCUGCUGGAGCCUCCCGAGGACCAAGAAAAUGAGAGGAUAGGGUGGAGAGCUGCAAUCCGACCUGCUGAUCACCCCGUGGCUGACUUUGAGUUUGACGUUGUAGUGGGGGCGGACGGGCGCAGGAACACGCUGGAAGGUUUCAAAAGAAAGGAAUUUCGGGGGAAGCUUGCAAUCGCCAUCACCGCCAACUUCAUCAACAGGAACACCACGGCAGAGGCCAAGGUGGAGGAGAUCAGCGGCGUGGCCUUCAUCUUCAACCAGAAGUUCUUUCUUGACCUCAAAGAUGAAACAGGUAUCGACCUGGAGAACAUUGUGUACUACAAGGACAACACACACUACUUUGUCAUGACGGCAAAGAAACAGAGUCUUCUGGAUAAAGGAGUUGUCAUCAAUGAUUACAUGGAAACACACAGGCUGCUGAGCCGUGAUAACGUCAACCAGGAAGCUCUUCUGUGCUACGCCCGAGAGGCUGCUGACUUCGGCACCAACUACCAGCUUCCCACGCUGGACUUCGCCAUGAACCACUGUGGGCAACCCGACGUGGCCAUGUUUGACUUCACCAGCAUGCACGCCUCUGAGAAUGCCGCUUUAGUCAGGGAGAGAUUUGGGCAUCGGUUGCUGGUUGCUCUCGUGGGCGACAGUCUGUUGGAACCCUUCUGGCCCAUGGGGACAGGUUGCGCCAGAGGCUUCCUGGCUGCCUUUGACACAGCCUGGAUGGUAAAGAGCUCGGCUCAAGGUCGAACAGCUCUUGAGCUGCUGGCAGAAAGGGAAAGCAUUUACAGAUUGCUGCCACAGACCACACCAGAAAACAUUGCCAAAAACCUGGAACAGUACACUAUCGACCCAGCAACACGAUACCCCAACCUCAUAUCCUCAUGUGUCAGGCCUCUUCAGGUGCGUCACUUGUACUUAAGCGGAGAGCUGAAUUCCUGCUCUUUGGAGCGCGCCGCCACCAUCCGUCGACCUGUUAAUAUCUACAGACGAGAUUCUGAAAGCAGACCGGCGAGGCUUCUCACGUGGUGCCAAAAACAGACAGAGGGCUACCAAAAUGUUGAGAUCACUGACCUCACAUCCUCUUGGAGAAGUGGCCUUGCCCUGUGUGGCCUGAUCCAUAGGUUCAAACCACAAUUGAUAGACUUUAAGUCACUAAAUGAGGAAAACCAGGCCACCAACCUCCAGCUGGCUUUUGAUAUUUUAGAGCGGGAAUUUGGGAUCAGACCCUUUGCAUCUGUAAAAGAGCUCAGCGGCUCCCUGGAGCUGGAGAAGACCAAAAUGAUAAGCUACCUUUCCAAGAUCUAUGAACUCUUCAGAGGCACCCCUUUACCUGAUGCAGGCUCCAGACGAGGGGAUGAAAACAGUGAAGAUUAUCCAUCUAAGGAAGGUCGAAGUAAUAAUAAUGUUCGUAAUCUUGCUCUGCCGAGGAAACGUGUUCCGAAGGAUGAGACAAAGUCAGACGGUACAGAUCCAAUUUACAAAAGGAAGAGAAAAUUUUGCACAUACUUGGAUGAGGUGGUGGCAGCCAUGGAGAACACCAAUGAGGCCACCAAUGUAUCCACUAAAAGCUCCUCAUUGCUAGACGGACGGGACCCCAAAGAGAACAAAGUGCGCUCCAUGGCUACACAGUUACAAGCCAAGUUUGACAGCACGACAAGCUACACCCAACGCAAACAGUUAGACUGUGAGAGGUCCUUCCCUCUUCAUAGUCUCGGCCCUGCUGAUUGUGCGCGCUUAAAACUAUCGCCUCCUGUUCCGCCCAAACCUCCACCUGAAAUGCAGUUUCAAGUCCGUAUCAGACAUGCGGCACAAAACUUAGUCUGUGUGCCAACUGAGGUACGCCGCAAAGACCAGCAGCUCCCACCUCAGCCUCAGUGCUCCUUCUCUAUCGUGAACCUCAGACAUGUGGCUCAGACGCAUGAACAUGCCAAGACCCCGCAUGAACCAGAGAGCGCUGUGUGCGCUACACCUUCCAUCCACUCAGCAGUCGCGGUCAUGUCGAGGGUCCUGCAGCGCCUUAGGGAGGUGGAUGAACUCAUUAGUGAGAAAAAAACUCAGUCACAGCAAACUAGAGAGUUUCAGUCAAAGAGCAUAAAGGAAAAAGCAGCUCACCUCAGCGGUUUGAUCUCCUCAGACAGCAAUGUUGUUAUCAAGGGCAGCUCAGUCCAAAGGGCGUUCCCUCAGUCGAGUGAAAAGUGUCACUCAUGUGAUCGACGUGUUUAUUUGGUGGAGAGGAUUUGUGCGGAUGGAUUGUUCUUCCACAGAGAGUGUUUCCGAUGCACCACCUGCAGCAGUACCCUGCGCCAGGGAUCGCAUGCCUUUGAUUCUCAGCAUGGAAAAUUAUACUGCAAGCUUCACUUCGACCAACUUAAUAAUGGUUUGCAUCGUAAUCUGUCAACACGCUUAAAGCAUUAUGGAAACAGAGUUCAGGACCGAUGUGCAGCAAAUGAAGACAGCACCACCUCCAACCAGACGACAGAUCUGCAGAGCCGACCUGCAGCAGGUACCUUCAGCUCUUUCGUGAGGAGGCAGCUGAGCUGGCCGCUGAGUGUGGCGCACACGGUGUGUAGUGCCCCGCGGCGUGUGUCCCGCCGUGUACGCAGCGCAGCACAGGCCCUGACCGGACACAUAAGGGACAAUGCCCAGGACUAUGCUUUCAUGUAUGAGCUGCUGAGCAUGAGCUUGCCUCUGCUGCUCGUUUUACUCGAUGUUUUGCUGCAGAUCCGAAUGGAGGCCUUGCCUAGCGGGCAGAGCUCUAUGCUGCUGUGGCGGUAGGAGUAUGUCUGGUGAAGUUUAGGCUUAUCCGGACAGCCAAAUCUAACAAACAGCAAACACUAAGGUGCUCAUUCAUUCAAAUGCAGCUCUGCACACCUUUUACAGGAAACAUGUUGAAUUUCAGGUUGCAUCAAAUAGGUAGAACUAGUCAAGCAAUUACACUCACAUAGGUCUGAACCAUUUGUACUGGGAACUAAUAGUUUUAUAUUUUGAUUCUUUUAAUCCCUUUAAAGAACAAAGAUUGGGUUUGAAUUGACCAAAUGUCUCCCUCAUAAUAAUAAGUUCUCACCAAUUAUUAGUACUAGAACAAUCCUUUUUGUUGGUAAAUCAGGUGCAUUUGAGAUCAGACGGCUAAACACUGACACCUGCUGGAAGUUUUUCGUAAUGAUCCUUAAUAAUGGAUCUUACAGCACAGUUCGAAUUGCUUAACUCAGGUCAUGGUGACUGACUGCCUUCAUGCACUUUAUUAUUAGAUAACUGCCUUAAUAAUUUAGUAAAAGAAGCACCAAAGAACGGAGACAAGUUUGGUGUGAUCGUACCCAUGUUGCAAUUUGCUCAUUUUUAUUAUUUUCAUUAUUAUUAAGUGACGUUUCUUCAUACUGUGGGAUUCCUCUCAGUGUUUAGUUUGUACUUUGCUGCCAUCUACUGUUUACUCAGCGAAAUGAACGUGGAAGACUCCACCCUGUCACCCGUUAUCUGAGAGUUAAAUCAUUGACUAAUACUUUCUAUUUACUGUAGACAAUAGAGGUUGGUGAGCUCGCCACUCUUGCUGUUGUAAAGUGUUACUCGAAGGCCUUCCUGUUGCUUCCUUCAACAUCUAUAGAUGCUUAUGAAGGCACUUGUCUUUGAAUAUUGAAGUGUUUACAACAAUGCUGAGUUUGGUUGCUCUCAGCCACUUUUAUUUUCCAUGCCAUAUGACUGAAAAGUUUGAAACCGAGCUGAUUAUUUCUUCGGUCUGUGCAAAUACAUUAAACGCAUUUCCAAGUUGGCGUUAGCACAACACUUCCAUGACCAUGCAAUUCACCAAUGACAGUGUAUUUUAUGUGUUCUAAAUGUAUGGUAUUUUAUAAACACAUUCUGAUUACAUUAGUUUGUUUUUGUGUGGAAUGUCCUUUGUGUUUUAGACAGUUGUCUUUUUUCCUCUCAUCAGCUGACGCCUCGUAUGAACCAGCUGGAUGGUUACAGGUGUCAUGUUCAAGGUGAUCACAUGCAUGGUCACAACAUAUGAAACACAGUAAUAACUUUAAGUGUUUAUCUGCUGUAAUAAUUACAUUGACCAUUGUGAAAGGAUUAAAGUUGUCAUAACUCACCACAACUCACAAAAAGCUGCUGUGUGGCUGUUUUGUUUUCAUAAUACAGAUGAUGAUACUAACAUUUAGAUCGCUGUCAAGUAUUGGAAUAAAAACUAGGUAUCUGUACUUUUGGUGUUAUUUUUUAACUACAGAAAAUCUGACUUCAGAUUUUUAUACCCGUGAAUGUGAGAAGCAGCGAUGACUUCUCAGAUCUAUGUGCUUUUAUUUUUGAUUGACAUCCCAUGUCACCUUCAGGUACUAGCUACAAUAAGAACUACACAUAUUCCAGCCAAACAAGUUUAUUUUAUGUAAAGGGGACCUAUUAUGCUUGUUUUUUUGGCCCCUUUGUAUUGAGU
Molecule: messenger RNA, 5631 nt
Organism: Doryrhamphus excisus (bluestripe pipefish)
Lineage: Eukaryota; Metazoa; Chordata; Actinopteri; Syngnathiformes; Syngnathidae
Gene: mical2a
Product: microtubule associated monooxygenase, calponin and LIM domain containing 2a
Molecular function (GO): protein binding; FAD binding
Source: RefSeq, a predicted model, not a curated record